UUCUUAAUUAUUUUUUAAUAAACGCAUAAUUAAUACGAUCUUGGGUGUAUAACACUACAAUAUAUUGUUAAAAUAUUUAUCUUUAGUUAGUAGUAAUUAUCGACCAUUUAGUUAGUGGCACCAUCUAGCAGAAUCAGUAGAAACUAUUUCCACUACAAACUUGGGCAUUUUGCCAAUGAUGACGCCACUGGUACUAAACCCGCUCACUGAGCGGCUCAAUGAGCGGUGACCUUUCUGGGAGCACCCUUUGUACACAUUCUCUGCGCUUGUCGCCUUGUCGCCAUUCGUAAACUCAUUCGUGUCAUGUAUACGAUUUAAAUGGAAAAAGAACCGCUUUAAUAAUAUCGACGGUCGAGCAGUUGGUUGCGGUGACCCAAUUAGAUAAUUUGCAACUCGAUUAGAGAAAGGACACGUUUGUGUAUAUAGAUCAUUUAUACAUGUUACGCAUUCAUGUUACAUGGACACCUUUGUAGAUCAAAGGGCGAGAGUUAAAUUGACAGAGUAGUCUCUGUAUAUGGUCAUUUUUAUAUUCAGCAGGGCUGGUCCGUGCAUCAUAACUUUGUUCCUUUAAUAGGACGAAUCGUGUAAGUCAGAAGGAUGGUUAGACGUUACGAAAACUGCACAACUUUUCAAUUCAAUUGGAAUCAAGUUGUGCAAGGAUUCUGGCAAAGAUACCCAAAUCCUAAUAGUGGCCAUGUUCUUUCUGAGGACACUAUAAAGAGGGAAGUUAAAAAUGGAGUCCUAUAUACCACGCGAUUAUUAACAAAGACAAAUAGGAUACCUAAAGGGGCAGAGAGAUUUGUCAAUAAAAAUACUGUUAAGAUUGUUGAAGAAAGCAUUGUAGAUCCCAAAGCCAAGACUUUGACAACAUAUACAAGAAAUUUAGGUUAUACUAAAAUUAUGAGUGUUGUGGAGAAAGUUGUCUACAAGAUUAGCGACGAUAAUCCUAAUUGGACAGUAGCACAGAGAUUAGCAUGGAUAGACAGCAGCGUGUUUGGCUUUAGUAAAGCUAUUCAAGCAAUUGGAAUCGAUAGAUUUAAGAAGAAUUGCAAUUUAAUGUACAAUGGCUUCAAUUAUGUUCUGGCACAUAUGUUUCCACAUACGGCGCAGUAUAUGAAUCCGACGCUAGCUCAAAUGGGGUUCGCUCAUCGUGUAAGUGCAGAUGUUUUUGGAAAAGUGUUGUAUAGAAGUUUGAGUUUUUUGUUAUUUUAGCAUGACGAAGGUAUAAGAUCCACUCUGGCAGAGGAUUUCCAACAAUCCUUCCAAGGUAAGGCAGAGAAAGUGAAGGAUGCUGCAAAGAAAGCUACAGAUUUGGCGAAGAAGAAGGCUGGACCGCUUUAUGCGGCUUGCCAACCACAGCAAUCGUAAAUAACCUCAUGGGCUUACAGUCACUUCACAAGGAUAUACAAAAAGUAUUUUGUUGAUAAAUAAGGGUACUUUGAAGGAGCUUCGAACAUAGUUGAGGUUUUCAGCGGUCUUGAACGAUAGGACUUUUGCGAACAAUUAUUUCGUUCGCGUAAUGAGUAGAGUUGACACGACGAAAUCAUUAAUAAGGAUAAUUAAUGUUUGAAGUCCAUUUACAAGUUCGGAUACCCAUACAAUCUUGCAUCCGUAAUGUAAGAACUGCAGCAAAUUGUCGCGUGAAGAUUUCUAAUGAUAGUACUAGAUAUUGUAUUACAUUACCAUUCCUUUUAACUGCCAAUCUAUGUUUAAUUAUUAAGAGGCGCGUAAUGUAUGAGAGUAACAGAUUUAAAAGAUCACGUUUUCUACGAUGACAAUGAAAAUUGGAUGUAUAGGUGUUACAUCCAAACAUUUCAUUUUUAGUGUAUCCUACUUCAGUCGCAUUUGCUUAGUUAACUCCACAGCACGAAGAGUGGAAAGAGUUGAAUGCAAAUGAUGGACGUUAUCGUGUGAAAUAUCCGAGAGCUAGCCAAGUGUAAUUUUCUUGAAAAUUUGAACAAAUUUAAAUUUACUAGAAUCGAUCGUGAUUCUUUUUGAACGAAUAUUAGAGAUCAAAAGGGAAGUACACGAGAUACGAUGUGCAUUUUUUCUUCUGACACGAUUCAACCACGCCAUUAACGGUUUGUAUCGGUAUUCGAUGCUUGGUACUUUAUGACAAUUGUGAAAUUUAAAUUUUCAUACAACAACGAGUAAUUAAUGCAAAUCUUAGGGUUGGGGUUAGGUACAAGUUAAACAGAAGUAAUUUCUGCAGUCCUUGUACAUGUAUAUAGUAAAAAUUUGUAUAAACAAUUACAGAGAAUCUAUGUUGUGCGAAAUUGUAAUAUAAUAGUGUCUAAUUUUAGUAUCGGAAUUGCCCGCUAAUCGUGCAAGAAUAGACAGAGGAUGUACUAGAAUCUAGAAUAUCCAAAUACAAUACAUUAAUCAGAAAAAACAAAAUUACGUAUUUAUUAUUGCCACUUUGUCUCGGUCAGGGCUGGCUCAAGGAUAUUUGGCGCCCUUACGCUAUAUCGAUUAAUGGCAUCCCCUUCCUCUCCAUAAAACAAAUAUCCGUUUUUUUUUAUAUAUAAUAAUAAAAUUCCGAAUUAAACAAUUAUGAUUUUUAUGAAAAUACAAUCACAGAUUCAGGAUAGUAUUAACAAAGUUAAAUCGUUUAAAAAAGAUGAAUCUUAAGCUAGAAAACUAGUAUCUAAAAAAUAGUAGAUCACUUUUAGCGAUAGGAUCAUUUAAUUAUUAACUAAUUAGUGUUCUCGUACAUUAAUCAAAUUUUAUCUCUGAUAUACUUUCACUGUCGAGUGUUUACUCUUUAAUCUUUUUAACAAUUAGUCAUCCUCUACAUGUCUAUACACUUUAACGACUGGUUCUUGCACCAAUAUUUUGUUAUAUAUUAGAUAUAAAUAAUUGUCCAAAAUCUUUGUUAUUAAUAUUUCUAAAAUGUAUCCUCACCUUAAUAAAAGAUACAAAUUCGGAGUA
This is a messenger RNA of Hylaeus anthracinus, 2931 nucleotides long. It is a transcript of the gene prel, whose product is annotated as protein preli-like. The record is from RefSeq and is a predicted model, not a curated record. Gene Ontology annotation, biological process: phospholipid transport. NCBI's taxonomy places the organism in Eukaryota, Metazoa, Arthropoda, Insecta, Hymenoptera, Colletidae. Gene Ontology annotation, cellular component: mitochondrial intermembrane space. Gene Ontology annotation, molecular function: phosphatidic acid transfer activity.